Tilletiaria anomala UBC 951 is the source of this 2549-nucleotide messenger RNA. RefSeq lists its product as uncharacterized. The record is from RefSeq and is a predicted model, not a curated record. The transcript has 6 exons. Gene Ontology annotation, biological process: regulation of DNA-templated transcription; nuclear-transcribed mRNA poly(A) tail shortening. Gene Ontology annotation, cellular component: CCR4-NOT core complex; nucleus; P-body. NCBI's taxonomy places the organism in Eukaryota, Fungi, Basidiomycota, Exobasidiomycetes, Georgefischeriales, Tilletiariaceae. The coding region runs from base 241 to 2427 and encodes 728 amino acids.
GGUAGAGGAUCGCAUUUGCAGCGUCUUUGGUAGCAUUCAAGUCCUGGAGCACACUUGUCCUUGGGCAGCAACCAUCCCUGGACAGCGGCAGAACUCGCAUCUGCAGUCAGCACAUCUCGUUGGCGAGGGCAGAGCAGCGUCCGCCCGCGUGCACACGCAGAAUCGAAGCAGCAGCGUGUCAUACCUUCCAGAUCAUACCAACAAAGCAAGGCUGGCACCACAGGCGAGUAGUAGCCCAUCAUGGCGGCAAGAAAGCUGCAGUCGGAAAUUGACCGCACGCUAAAGCGUGUCAAGGAGGGCGUCGAGGAGUUCGAGAACCUCUAUGAGAAGCUUCAGGUGUCGCAGAAUCAGGCGCAAAAGGAAAAGAUGGAGUCGGAUCUCAAGACAAUGAUCAAGAAGCUGCAGCGGCUACGAGACCAGAUCAAGACGUGGCUGCAGAGCAACGACAUUAAGGACAAGAAGGCCCUCCUCGACAAUCGAAAACUGAUUGAGACACAAAUGGAACGUUUCAAGGCGGUUGAGAAGGAGAUGAAGACCAAGGCGUUCUCAAAGGAAGGUCUAAUUGCCGCGGCCAAGUUGGAUCCGGCGGAGCGGGCGAAAGUGGAAGCAACUAAUUGGAUCUCGUCACAAGUGGACGAGCUCGCACGGCAAGUGGAGAUGACCGAAGCAGAGAUCGAGCAGCUCGCGUCAAGUGGGAAGCGAAGCAAAAAAAGUGCAACUGGUGGCAAGGACGAGCGGGUAGGGCAACUGGAUAGCCUCAACGAUCGCAGGAAUUGGCACGUCAGUCGCUUGGAGAUCUUGCUACGCCUUGUAGAAAAUGGGCAGAUCGAGCCAGAUCGGGUGGGCGACAUCAAGGACGAUGUCGCAUACUUUGUCGAGAGCAAUGCUGAGGAGGACUUUGAAGAGGACGAGGGUAUCUACGAUGACUUUAACCUGGACGAGGAGGAAGAGCAAUUCGGCCUUAAAGACAACGAUGAUAUCAACUCUUCUCACGACAGCAUGUCCGUGAUUGACGAGCCAAAGACGCCAACGAAGCGGAAAGACUCGGAUGACGGGAACAGCUCGGUGCUCAAAGCGCUUACAGAGAAUGCCAAGAAGGCUUCCGUCACCAGUACUGACAAGAAGCCUGCAAGAUCAGUCGACUCGAAGUCAUCGGCGAAGGACGAUGGGAAAGAGCCGGUCGUACCGCCAGCGAAUUUUAGCAAAGGCACGAACGCACUACCACCCUCAGCCGUCGCAGCAUCGCCGUCGAAACCAGGUGCGCCAGCCGCAUUGCCCCCGAUACGAUACGCUGCAGCCGCAGCUGCUGCAGUCGCACCAGUGGCACCAGCGGGCGCAGUGACCAAUUUGCCCAGCAACCCACCGAAUUUGCCACCACUUUCGAAUGCAGCAUCCACGCCAUCCGCCACGUCGCCUGUGUCGAUACCCGCGGCGGCAACGCCUUCGCCAUCAUCCGCAGUGACAGCGGCGACGAACAAUGGUGAAGCAGAACAGGUUCCAGGCCCUGCUGCUGUUGCGAUGACGGUUAACGCACGCGUAUCACCUGCGCCGCAGACAGUUGACACAGUCGCCAACGGCACAUCUACUGCUCCCAGUGUUUCGACACCCAUGUCAGUAGCCGCGUCAGUCGUAACGGGCGCAGCAAGUAGCCCUCUACCGCAGUAUUCGGCCAUCAGCAGCCUCGCAAAUGGGUCCGGUUCGUCUGUGUCGGCGCGGGGUUCGCCAAGCCUUGCGCACCGCAGCGCCGCGUCACUAGCAUCGCCAUCGCCAUCGCAUGCGUCUGCUGCUGGACCCCCACCGGGUAUUGCGUCCAGCGAGCCCUUGCAGCUCGCGGCGACCUCGGCCGCAGCGGCCGCUUUGCAGCCGAGCGGCGGCGGAGCAGGCACGUUGGCGCAGCGUCGGCAGGGCACGGAUGGCGCACGCCUGCCUUCCUCGCUAAGCGAUCUCGUCAGCAGCUUCGAAAGCGCCAAACAGAAAUCUCUGCUGGGAGAGAACAACAUGGACGCGGUACACAAGUCGCUCGAGGCGAGCUUCAUGAAUGUGCCAGAGCCCUUGGACAGUGAGAAGCCAAAGUACUACGUCCCACAGAACCCGUAUCCGACUCCGGCGUACUACCCGCAGCAGCCUCUGGCGCAUCUCGACAACCCGGCGCUGUUCGCCAAGCUGGACGUCGACACGCUCUUCUACGCUUUCUACUUUAUGCCGCAUACGUACCAACAAUAUCUUGCCGCGCAAGAGCUUAAGAAGCAAAGUUGGCGCUUCCACCAGCAGUAUCUGACCUGGUUCCAACGGCAUUCCGAACCGAAUGUUAUCACCGAUGCUUAUGAGCGGGGCGCGUACAUCUACUUUGACUUUGAAGGGACGUGGUGCCAACGAAAGAAGAGUGACUUCACGUUCGAGUACAGGUGGCUCGAAGAGAGCUCGUGAGGCACCAGCAGUGGCCUCGGUGCUCGGUCGCUCCUUCUCCUACAUACCUCACUCGCAACCACCGCUGUAGUAUACAUUUGUUUGUUUCGCACGCUCUGCCAAUCCACGAUGGAAGAUUGAAU